This is a messenger RNA of Rhizophagus irregularis DAOM 181602=DAOM 197198, 1597 nucleotides long. RefSeq lists its product as uncharacterized. The record is from RefSeq and is a predicted model, not a curated record. Lineage: Eukaryota; Fungi; Glomeromycota; Glomeromycetes; Glomerales; Glomeraceae. Gene Ontology annotation, cellular component: cytoplasm. Gene Ontology annotation, biological process: cell surface receptor signaling pathway; protein phosphorylation. Gene Ontology annotation, molecular function: protein kinase activity; ATP binding; protein binding.
AGAAAAAGAAUGGUUAUUGAUUCAUCAAAAUUGGAAGAAAACGAACCAUUACUUGAUGGUAAUGAAUUUUCUAAAACAAGUAUUUCUCCUUCAAAAAGAAUUGAAAAGCGCACAUCAUAUAAAAACAGUGAUGAUGUUUGUUUUAAAGAAUUUUCAAAUAAUUCUUCCGCUACUUUAACUAAGCAGGAAGAAACUCAAAUCGAGAUUCGAAGACAAGUUAAUAUUCUCAAACUAUUGAAAGAUUCUGAGCAUAUUAUAAGAUUUUAUGGUGUAGCUCACGAUGAUAAUAAAUAUUAUUUGGUCACUGAAUGGAUGAAGCAUGGGAAUUUACAUGAAUAUUAUACGAAGUGUAAAGAUAGUAUAAAUUUGGAAACCAAAAUUAAAUUUGCUCUGGACAUUUGUCGUGGUGUCGCAUAUCUUCACGAAUGCGAAAUUCUUCAUCGAGAUAUUCAAUCUGCCAAUAUUCUAGUCAACGGACAUAAUAAAGUUAAAAUAGCAAAUUUUGGUCUAAGCAGAAAAUUUUCUGACAUUACAAGAAAUAUUUUGCAAAAUCUAGAAAACAUAAGAUAUAUGGCUCCGGAAAAAUUAUUAAUAACUAAUAAUGGAGAUACGAAGAAAAGGAAGAUUUCUUACGAUUCUAAAUGUGAGAUUUAUAGCGUUGGAGCAUUGUUAUGGGAAAUCGCUGAAUUAAAAAAACCUCAUUCCGAUCUUGAAUCAGAACCAAUUAUUAAUAUUAGAGAACGUGUAAAGAAAAGAUAUUGCUUACCGUUUACAAAUAGUGUACCACCUGAAUGGGAGCAUGUCGUAACAAAAGCCAUGGAAUAUGAUCCAAAGUGGCGUAUCAAUAUUUCCGAAAUUUGUCGUGAAUUUUAUAAGAUGAGUGAAAAAUAUUCAGGCGCAAGUACCAACAUUCUUGAUGAUGAGAUUUUAACAUAUAUAGAGAAUGAAAAAAAGUCGACGAAAAAUAAUAGAAAUUCACCUAUCACGAUUACAAUUCUUUCUGUUGAUGACGCUAUUAAUGAACACAAGAAAGGAAAUAAACAAUUGGCGUGGCAAAGUUUUUCAUAUCAUUCAGAAACUGAUAUUGAAGCAAAAUAUUGGUUAGGAUAUUAUUAUUAUCAUGAGGAAAUUCCUGAAUUACAACGAAUUAGUAAAGAAGAAAGAAUUAGAAUCGCUAUAGAUAUAUUUAAAGAAACUGCUGAUAAGGGAAAUCCUUCAGCUCAAUUAAGAUAUGGAAUGUGUUUAUGGAAAGGUGAAGGUGUUGCUAUAAAUUCUAUUGAAGCCUUUAAAUAUUUAAAGAUGGCAGCUAAUCAAGGAAAUCCUGCUGCCAUGUAUAUUAUUGGAAAAGCUUAUUGGAAUGGUGGUGAUGGUAUAGAAAAAGAUAAGAGACAGGGUGCCGAAUAUUUAAAGAAAGCCGCUUUAAAUAAUCAUCCAAAGGCUAAAGAAAUGUGUAUCAAAAAUUGCAUCAGUUAUAAUAACUAGUAUAUAUUUUAAAUAUUUAGAACAUUUUUUUUUUUUUGUUUUCAAAUAAAUUAUUUACAACACCUAGAAUUUAAAAUUUGACGGGUGAUUCUCGUGUAUCAGCUAUCAAAAAUUA